GGCUCUAUAAAUGGAGCUCACCUUCCCCCACCUCCUUCCGUUCCCAUCCGCCUCACAGCUCCCCCUUCCAACACACAGGACAGCGUAGAUUCAAUUCAAUCCAUCCAUUCCGAUGGGGCUCGACGUCUUGGAGAUCGGGAUGGGCUCCGAUUUGAGCCUGGAUCUGAGGUACUUCGCCUCCAAGGCUGUCCGGCAGGCCAGGGACGCGCCGGCGUCGGACGUGGACGCCUGCAUCCGCCGCCUCGAGGAGGAGCGGGGCAAGAUCGAGAUGUUCAGGCGGGAGCUCCCGCUCUGCGCGCGCCUCCUCGCCGAAGUGAUCGAUGUCAUGAAGGCGGAGGCAGGGACGAAGACGAAGAGCGACCGCAAGGCGGCGGUGGCGGCGGAGGAGGACGGCGCCGCCGGGGACAAGAGCAAGUGGAUGAGCACGGCGCAGCUCUGGACCGGCGAUUCCGGCCGGGAGGAUGCGGAAUCAGAGAAGCAAGACAAGGGGAGGAGCUCGCCGGAGGCCAAGUCCCGCGGCGGCGGCGGCGCUUUCUUGCCGUUCAAGGCUGUGGGCUCCGGCGCGCCGGCGUUCGCGCCUCUGUGCUUGAGAGUGGAUGACAAGGCCGCGGACGCCGGGACGCCGGAUCUGUCCUUGCUGUCCCCGCCGGCGAUCAAGAGCUCUCCGGCUGCUGCCGGCGCCGCCGAGGAAAACCGUCGCCAGGUCGUGGGGUUCGCGCAGGCAGCGGCGAGGGCGGUCGCCAUGGCGCCGUCUGGCCCUUCUCUUACCCUCCAGUCUCAACCACAGCAGACAGCUCAGCAGCAGCAGCAGCAGCAGCAGGCGGCGAGGAAGGCCAGGCGCACCUGGUCGCCGGAGCUUCACCGCCAGUUCGUCGCAGCCUUGAGUCAACUCGGCGGUGCCCAAGUUGCCACUCCGAAGCAAAUCAGGGAGCUGAUGAAGGUGGAUGGCCUGACAAACGAUGAGGUGAAAAGCCAUCUUCAGAAGUACCGGCUGCACAACCGAAGAGCGCCUGGAUCCGCCGUCGUAAGCCAACCAAUUGUGCUUGUGGGAGGGCUUUGGAUCCCCCAGGAGCAAAGCAGCUCACAGUCUGGAUCCCCCCAGGGCCCCCUCCACUUCUCAACAUCGGGCAUCGCCGUCUCAUCGGCGGCCACCGUCAGCUGUGAGGAGGAAGAUGGCCUGUCCGAGAGCUGUGGCUGGAAAUGAUGAAGAGGCUGCUGCAUCAUCAGCGUUCAGACAGACAGGCUUUGAUGGAUCGCGCGCGACCGUGAUGUCGCCAAUUACAGCUUCAGGAGGGAGCCAUGAAUGACAUGAGGAGAUUGUAGUGUAGUCUAUCCGUAUACAACACAGAAGGGGAGAUCGGGCCUUGAGCGCUCGAGAUGGAACUGAUGGUGCGUCGGCGUUGGGUUGUACAUCAGAAAGAGAUGAUACUAGUUACAGUUUUGCGGCUUGUUAAUCCAUGUUCCGGGCAGAGCUACAAUUUUCGCCCUGAGAGAGUUUUCUUACCUAUAUCUGUUGUCGAUUAUAUCGUCUUCUCCUUUUUUUUCUGUUGAAUAAAUAUUGUUUUGCUGUUGUUCUGAACAAACGAACAGUACAGAUGAAUCGCUGCAAGUACAUGUGGUCAA
Panicum hallii is the source of this 1623-nucleotide messenger RNA. Its product is annotated as transcription factor NIGTH1-like. The transcript is spliced from 5 exons. The record is from RefSeq and is a predicted model, not a curated record. Gene Ontology annotation, molecular function: DNA-binding transcription factor activity; DNA binding. Bases 113 to 1204 code for a protein of 363 amino acids. Lineage: Eukaryota; Viridiplantae; Streptophyta; Magnoliopsida; Poales; Poaceae. Gene Ontology annotation, biological process: regulation of DNA-templated transcription.